Suillus subalutaceus is the source of this 590-nucleotide messenger RNA. Its product is annotated as stress responsive A/B barrel domain-containing protein. The record is from RefSeq and is a predicted model, not a curated record. The transcript has 5 exons. The coding region runs from base 46 to 345 and encodes 99 amino acids. NCBI's taxonomy places the organism in Eukaryota, Fungi, Basidiomycota, Agaricomycetes, Boletales, Suillaceae.
UGUGACUGGACUCGGACAUCCUUUCUUCCUCCCUUCCAGUUCAUUAUGACGAUUCACCAUAUAGUCUUAUACAAGUUUAAGCCUGAGGCAACCCCUGAACAACGACAGAGCGUGAAGGACUCUGCCAGUGCCCUUGGAUCGCAGAUACCCGCAAUCCAGAGCCUCAUCACUGGCGAAACAGUGUACAAUGCCCUUGGACAUGGCUAUGAUGCUGGGGUUAUUUUUCUAUUUGAGAGCGUAGCCAAGUUGAACGAGUAUCGCCCACACAAGGCGCAUCUUGAUUACCAGGCGUUCUCAGCACCUUAUAUCGAAGAUAAACUCAUUUUUGAUAUCGAGACAGCUUAGAGGGGAAACUACUUAGCUUGAUAUCAUGCCGUACUAAGUACUUGUGUAGAUGGCUAAAUCCACUGCAAACAUCAUGAAUGUGAACACGAGGAAAUUGAUAAUCCUCGCCUUUGAGUUGCGACUUUGAUUUCUAUGUAGACAGGUAUUUUUGUCACUCGGGUACUUGCGCCCUGACAAGACAUAUCUUCACACUCAGUCACCCAAUCAGCUAUCAUACACUGUAUACCCAUCGCACUUAAAUAGAG